This is a messenger RNA of Meloidogyne enterolobii, 1099 nucleotides long. Lineage: Eukaryota; Metazoa; Nematoda; Chromadorea; Rhabditida; Meloidogynidae. The record is from the annotation of a GenBank genome assembly.
AUGGGACUUAAACGAAGCGGAAAGACGUCAAUAAGAAAAGUGGUAUUUCAAAAGAUGAGCCCGAACGAGACGCUUUUUGUUGAAAGCACAGCGAGAGUUACUAAUGAAUGUGAGUUUGAUGUCAGUGAUUCCUUCAUAAAUUUUGAAACAAUUGAAUUUCCUGGCCAAGUCGAUCCUUUUGAAGCGUCAUUUGAUCCAAAUUCGAUAUUUUCUCGUUGCGGAGCUCUUCUUUUUGUAAUUGAUGCCCAAGCGGAUUAUGACGAUGCUUUGAAGAAGAUGGUUCCAGCAAUAAUUAGAUCAUAUUCGAUAAACAAAAAUAUUAAAUUUGAGGUGUUCGUUCACAAAGUUGAUGGUUUAAGUGAUGAAACCAAAAUGGAAACACAUCGAAAAAUAUUUCAAACUGUCCAGGAUGAUCUUGCCGAUCAAGGAAUGGAUCAUAUUCGAAUUAAUUAUCACAUGACUUCAAUUUAUGAUCAUUCAAUAUUCGAAGCAUUUUCCAAAGUUAUUCAAAAAUUGAUUAAACAAUUGUCAGGUUCAAAUGUUGAAAAAUCAUUUUUAUUUGAUGUUGCAAGUAAAAUAUAUAUUGCUACUGAUUCUUCACUUGUUGACAUGGCCACUUAUGAACUUUGUUGUGAUAUGAUAGACGUUACAAUAGACAUAUCUUCAAUUUAUGGACACAAAGUUGACCAACAAAAUACUAAUAACAAUAAACAACAAAUUCAACACCAAAAUCGUCCAAUUGGUUUUGAUCAAGAUACCUCAGCAAUGAUUAUGUUACGAACUAGACAAGUUAUUUUUUUGAGACAAAUUAAUGUUUAUUUGGCUUUGGUGGCUGUAAUUAAAGAAGAUAAUUUUGAAAAACAAGGAUUGAUUGAUUUUAAUUUUAAUGUUUUUAGACAGGGAGUUGAAGAAGUUUUUGAACUUGGAAAGAAACGUAACUCACUUGCUCUUUAAAUUGAAAAAAAAUUUUUUUACAAAAAAUGUGUUGUCAAAAACUGCCUCUGUGCCAUAUUUUUUAUAGUUCAAAAAAUAGAGGUAAAGAAUUCUAUCACUUUAAAAAAAUAACGAAACAGAUAUUUUUUCUACAAAAAAUAUAUUU